AUUUGCUAACUGAAGGGCAAGUCAAAAUAAAAUGCGCAAGGCUUCGACUGUGCAGCUCAUAUGCCUGGAGCCAAUGAUCUCUGCCGAGUACGACGGGGACAAUGUUGGUCUCGGAUGACUUGUUACAGGCAGUGCUGGAGACAACCAAUGCUUGGACCUGGCUAAAGAAUGGUUCCACCGAUGUACUCGCUCGCACGGCAAAGCAUGUGCGUUGAUCGAAGACGAGCAGUCCCGCGAGACUCGUUCAUAUCCCACCAGACGAAGCCGAACCCUUGAGAGUAUGUCUUAUCCAAGGCUUGAGAGGGCAGUAUGCGGCUUUGUCGUACGUUUGGGGAGAGGGCUCCAGAUUACAGACAACAACAGCUACGCUCAAUGACAGAAUGUCAGGCUUCCGAGCGAGCAUACUCCCAAAGACGCUUCGAGAUGCGGUCCAUGUGGCCCGAAAAUUUGGUCUAGAAUGGAUCUGGGUCGACGCUCUGUGCAUCAUCCAAGGAGAUACCACUGAUUGGAACUGGGAAUCCUCCAAGAUGGCUUCGAUAUAUGAGAACUCAGCGUUGACCAUAUGCGCUGAUCUUGCCUCGGACACAGACACUGGUAUUCUGCUACCGCGAGACCUGAAAGUUUCGAACCGAUUCGGAGCGAAUGAAGAACUUUUGUCUUCAACACAUCUCUCAAGACUGGAUGCACAUGUGCCACCAGCCGCUCUAUUUACGCGGUUGGGCGUUUCAGGAACGCAUCCUGGCCUCACGUACUCUUCAUUUUCUGGACGACCAGAUCGCUUGGGAGUCCAAUACCACGCUAUAUCGAGAAGGUUUCCGUGGACGCCAGGCUUACGCCCCGGAUCAUUUCGCGAAACACCAACUUGCCGCAUACUCCCAUCAAGGACGAUGCCCAGAACCCCCAAAGAGUAGCCAUGGGCAAGACAUCGAUCUGCGAGUACGCAUCUCCAAGUGGAAUGACGUGAUCCAAGAAAUGGCCAUGCGUUAUUCCACUGUGGAUACGGACACGCUGCCUUCGGUGUCUGGCCUCGUCUCUGCGAUCCAGACACUAGAGCUAAGUCAGUACUUUGCCGGCGUGUGGUAUGGGGAUCCGUUUUCGU
Messenger RNA from Eremomyces bilateralis CBS 781.70, 1099 nucleotides. RefSeq names its product HET-domain-containing protein. The coding region runs from base 381 to 911 and encodes 176 amino acids. The transcript is spliced from 2 exons. The record is from RefSeq and is a predicted model, not a curated record. Lineage: Eukaryota; Fungi; Ascomycota; Dothideomycetes; Eremomycetales; Eremomycetaceae.